AGCUCGGGGUCAGCUCAUUCAGAAAGUUCCAAAGUAAGACUUUUACUAAUUAACCCGUUAUUACACAAAACAGUCUUUUCGUCAUUCAGUUAUUAGGCGGUCAGACGCCCAUUCGGGAGUCGCGGCAGUUCGAUGCUUCAUCUCGCUUGCCGUUUAAUUGCUUUUCCUUCCCCCUCUCUCUAAAUGUUAUAGUUGACAACUUUCGGACAAUGUACUAGCUAGGUGAACUCGAUUUGGCCUCUCGUUUUCGUCGAAUCCUUCUUUAGCCUUUAUCGCAGACCCACCCUUACUAACGCUACGACUAAACCAGAACGAGCGUUAAAAACCUUCACUAAUUUGUCGCUUGAACAUUACAAGGGCACGCCCAAAGGGACGAGUACGCGCACGCCAAGUCGCAUGCGUUACAGCGGCCAAUACGCUCUAAGAGUAAUGUAAUAAGCGAGAGGGGAAUAGGCCCUUAACAAACACCGCGCCCAAAGGCUUUUGAUUCUUGGAGAUUAAUGGAAUGAUGAUGCGGGACAGGCAGCGAGAUCCUGCCGAGGUCAGUCGGAACUUUUGUGGGGGUGGUCGGGUUCCAAGAGGUAUGCAACUGCCCCAAGGCAUUAUGGCUAGUAGUGGCUCUGGCAAGUCUACUAGCGACGUCUCAAGCCAUCUUAGUAGCAGUGGCAUCUCGCAGCACAGGAAGAAACUCAUUUCCAUCUGUGACCAGUGUAAAAGCAAAGUGCAACUGGUGGCUGACUUGCUUCUGUUGUCGAGUGAAACCAGACCUGUCAACACCGAGAGUCUGUCUGUAUUUGGGGAAUCAUUUGAGAAGUGCAGGGACACCAUCAUUGCCAGGACCAAAGGUCUGUCCAUUCUGACCCACGACGUCCAGAGCCAGUUAAAUAUGGGGAAGUUUGGAGAAGUGGGGGAGAGCCUGUUGGAAUUGGGAGACCUGGUUGUCUCACUGACGGAAUGUUCGGCCCAUGCCGCUUAUCUUGCUGCUGUGGAGACCCCUGGGACCCAACCGGCGCUUCCUGGCUUGGUGGACCGCUACAAAGUCAUCAGGUGUCGCCACGAAGUAGAACAGAGUUGUGCUAUCCUAAAAACAUCAUCUCUUGGGGAUCUGACACCCCAAGUGUUGCUCGAGGUGUCCCAGAACAUCUCCAGGAACUUGAAAACAUUGACGGAUGUUUGCGUUCUGGCCAGUGAUAAAUCCAAGGAAAAAUUCGCCAAGGAGCAGUUCAAGCUUAGCAUUAAAUGCAUAAGUACUAGUGCUACUGCGCUCUUGGCAUGUGUGAAGGAGGUAAAGUCCUCACCAAGCGAACUGACAAGGAACAGAUGUGUUUUAUUCAGUGGGGCCCUAGUCCAGUCUGUGAAUGCUUUAGUGGGCUUUGCCACGGAGCCCCAGUUUUUAGGCAGAGCCGCUACUAUGAAUCAAGAAGGAAAGGCUGUGCAGACUGCGAUUUUAGGAGGGGCUAUGAGUGUGGUUUCUGCUUGUGUACUUCUCACCCAACGCCUCAGGGAUAUAGCUCAACAUCCAGAAAAUAGCAGCAAAAUGCCUGAUUACAGGGAGCGGUUGAGGAACUCUGCUUGUGCAGUUUCGGACGGUUGCAAUUUGUUAUCUCAGGCACUAAGGGAACGAUCCUCACCAAGGACUUUACCGCCAGUGAAUAUACAAAUUCUGUGAAUUGAUUCCCUCCCCAAAUAUAGUGAAUUAGUUGUUGAAACGUGUCAUUUAUAUGCCAAAGACGUUAAUGGAUCACCCCGUGUUUAAAUCAGUUUUACAAAAGGAAUACAAGGCUAGAGUCCCCGCUAAUCUGUAGUACUGAAAAGACAGCUGUAAUCGCGCUGGGCGCGGUUCAAGUCUGUCUUCCUGAAAUUUACACCAGAAUUCCACUGUUGGUCUGUUAAUUGUGCAGGAAAUUUUACCUCAGUUUUCAGAUGUUUAACACAUUUAAGAAAUGAUGGAUGUAGCUACAUUGGUAUGACUUUUUGAAUCUGGUUUCCCAGAAGGGGUAUGCUGUGUUGAAGUGAAACGAGAGAGAGAGUGGCAGUUGUGACUGUUUGUGUGUUGGUUCUACAGUGGGAAAGCUGCUGUGAGUUUCAAAGAUUUUACACUAUAUAACGGACAUCAGUCUUUUUAUUGUGUCAAUUUUUAUCUUGCAUGUAUUGGAGUAUUUAUUAUUUCAGCUAUUAAAAUGUUUCUCACA
Molecule: messenger RNA, 2192 nt
Organism: Protopterus annectens (West African lungfish)
Lineage: Eukaryota; Metazoa; Chordata; Ceratodontiformes; Protopteridae
Gene: TLNRD1
Product: talin rod domain containing 1
Exons: 1
Coding region: 506-1669 (387 amino acids)
Molecular function (GO): actin binding
Source: RefSeq, a predicted model, not a curated record